AUGCUAGCCGGCGUCACCUCCGCACGAUCUGCUGGCCACCCCUCCUCCUUCCAAGUCUUCCGUGAUGUCCCUCAACUACGCCAAUUGCGCCGCCAGUUGCUACGAAAUGAUCGCAGUGUUGGAUUUGUGCCCACGAUGGGUGCUCUCCAUGAAGGCCACCUUUCAUUGAUUCGUGAAGCCGCCCGCGAGAACACCGACAUCUUCGUUAGCAUCUUUGUCAACCCUACUCAAUUUGGUGUCAAUGAGGAUCUUUCUAGCUACCCACGCACUUGGGAUAGUGACGUUGAAAAGCUGGAGCAAUUGAACGAGGAGCUGGCUAAGGCGACGGCGGCUGGCUCCGAUACACCAACGGGACGAAUCUCGGCCAUCUUCGCCCCCACGUCGAAAGUCAUGUACCCUAGCAUGCCGCCCUCAUCUGAAAUCGAUGGUGACGGCUCCUUCGUUACUAUAACCCCCCUGUCGAAGAAAUUGGAGGGAGGCUCCCGCCCCGUCUUCUUCCGGGGUGUUGCAACUGUCUGUAUGAAGCUGUUCAAUGCUGUGACCCCUGACCGUGUCUACUUUGGCCAGAAGGAUAUUCAGCAGACUGUUAUCAUCAAGAGGAUGGUUCAAGAUUUCCUUAUUGGCACCGAGGUGCGGAUCGUGAGUACUACGCGCGAACCCACCGGUCUAGCACUUAGCUCCCGCAAUGUCUACCUAGGUGAGCGCAGACGCGCCGUCGGUCUCACUAUUUACAAGGCCUUGAAGGCUGCCGACGAGGCAUACCGGUCUGGGAAAACUUCCCGCGAAGACAUUCUGGGGGCUGCUCGAAGCGUCACCAAAAGGGUGCUCGCCGAGCAAGAAGCCCUCUCCCCCACAGAGAGAGCAUUGUUCGAGGCCGACUACAUUUCCCUUGCGGAUCCUGAUACUUUGGAUGAGCUGGAUCUCGUCGAUCGUUCCAAGGGAGCCGUUUUGAGUGCAGCUCUGAAGAUGGCGCCCUUAGAAGAGACGAAGCCUGGCGAAGACUGUGGUCUGGGCGACGGUAAAGUUGCCGUGCGAUUGAUCGACAACAUCAUCCUUCAGCCUCAACAGUAA
Molecule: messenger RNA, 1071 nt
Organism: Penicillium atrosanguineum
Lineage: Eukaryota; Fungi; Ascomycota; Eurotiomycetes; Eurotiales; Aspergillaceae
Product: pantoate--beta-alanine ligase PAN6
Exons: 1
Coding region: 1-1071 (356 amino acids)
Biological process (GO): pantothenate biosynthetic process
Molecular function (GO): pantoate-beta-alanine ligase activity
Source: RefSeq, a predicted model, not a curated record